AUGUCAACACCCUCUGACAGUAUCCAAAAGACAUCGUCUAAUGGAACAACAUCAUCAUCAACAACUAAUCCACUUCAAGGAUCUAAAUUUGAUUUAGAUUCAAUUAAAGAUAUUAUUGAAGAGAAAAAGAUUGCUUAUUUGAAAGGGGUAACCAAUACUGAUGUAGAUUGGUUUUUAAGAGAUUCUUCAAUUUCAACUUCAAGUCCUAAAUUAUUAUCUAAUAAUAGUAGUCAAGUUGAAUUAGAUAAAUCAAAGAGUAAUGAGACAUUUGUUUCUACUAAAAAAUUAUCAUCAAAUUCAUCAAUAUCUCCUGUAAGUUCUCAUUUAACAGCUGGAAUUUCUAAUACAAAUGAUAAUAAUUGUAAUAAAACAAAACCAUCUAUAGCAACUAUUCAUGAAGAAAAUGUAGCAUCAUCACCUACAGGAUCUCCUCAAGUAGUACGGAAACCUAAACUUAGUGUUUCAAGUGUUUCUAAUGUAUCAUCAUCAUCUAAUCCAAUUUCUUCAUCUCCUACUGGUAGUAGUAGUAGUGGAUUAUUUUCAAAAUUAAAGGGUAAAUUUCAUUCUCAUACUCCUAAUUCUCCUCCAUUAACAAGUUCAUCACCAGUUAAUAAUGCCAGUAAUCCAGUAUUUAAAUCAAAUUAUUCUAUGAAUACUAAAAAGCCUUCUAUACCUCCUCAAACUCAAGUACCUCGUUCACCUCCAAUUGAUGAUUUACAACAUAUUAAAAAUAAUAAUAAUAAUAAUAAUAAUAAUAAUACAAGUAAUAUUGAUAAUUAUAAAUUAACUAGAACAACAUCUAGUCCAGUCAAUGAUAGUGAUCCAAGAUUAGAAGAAUAUAUAAAAUUUUAUCAACAAAAGGAUAUACGAAGAAGUUCAGUUUCUUCAAGAAGAUCUUCAACUGUAUCUACUGGAUCAGCAGUAUCUCAUAAUAGUUCAAUAAGUCAUCCAACUGUAUCUCCAUUACCUAGUGUUUUAAUAAAUUAUGAUGAUGUUCAAACUCCUAUUGCAUCUAAACUUGAACCAUUAGAAACAACUAUAAGUACAGUAUCUUCUCCACCUCCUGCUUCAUCACUUGAAAUGGAUCCAAAUUUUAAAGAUUUAAAACCUCUUAAAAGAGUUGCUUUCCAUUCAUCGACAUUUUUAAUUGAUCCUCCUCAACAAAUUCCAUCGAGAAAUCCUAGAAAGGGUAAUGUAGAAGUUUUACCUAAUGGUACUGUUAAGAUAAAUCCUCUUACAGAAGAAGAUAGAAUUGCCAUGGAAAAAUCUCAAUUAGGUCAAGGUGGAGGUAUUGUUGUUGGAGGCACAGGUGCCUUAGGAUUAAUUAAACCCAUAGAUAAAGUAUCAUCAAAUGAUAAUGAUAAUAAGGGAAAAGAUAAAGUUAAAGAUAAAGAUGAAAAUGAGGAUGAUGAAGAAGAUGAAGAGGUUGUAAUAGAUACAAGAGAUAGUAAUGGAGAAGAAGAUACAGCCGUUGAUAAACAUGCUAAACUGUUAGGUAUUGAUAAACCAAUGAUACCUCAUACCAGACGUUCAUAUGUAGUACCUGUUAAAAAGAUGGCCUUAGAUUUAAUGUAUACAAGAUGUUGUCAUCUUCGAGAAAUUUUACCAAUUCCAGCUAUUUUAAAACAAAUUCCUAAAGGAUCAAUGGCUCCACUUCCAGUUAUUCAAUUAAGAAAUCCUACUCCAACAAAUGUUGAAAUUCAAACUUUUGCAGAUUUUAUUAGAAUUGCUCCAAUUAUUUGUGUAUCAUUAGAUGGAGUAAGUUUAUCAAUUGAACAAUUAAAAAUUUUAUUAUCAUCUAUGAGUGCUAAGAAACAAUUAGAAAAAUUAAGUUUAAGAAAUACUCCAAUAGAUAGUGAAGGUUGGGCAUUAUUAUGUUGGUUUUUAUCAAGAAAUACUGUAUUAAAUAGAUUAGAUAUAACUCAAUGUCCUGCCCUUUCAGUUAAUGUAUUAAAGAAACGGAAAAAGAAAGUUGAAAAUAAGAAAUAUGAAGAAGAAAUUAAAAGAAUGACAUGUAAUCGAGAUAAUAGAUCUGAUAUGGAUUGGUCAUUAUUUGUUGCUACUUUAGUAGCCAGAGGAGGAAUUGAAGAAUUAAUUUUAACCGGAUGUUGUAUAACUGAUUUAGAAGUUUUUGAAAAAUUAAUGAAAUUAGCAGUACUGAAAAAUACUAAUCGAUUAGGAUUAGCUUAUAAUCAAUUAACUGCUAAACAUUUUAAAAUCAUUGUAAAUAAUUGGUUAUUUCAAGAUUUUGCUAGAGGUAUUGAUUUAGGUUAUAAUGAUUUCCUGUCACCUCUGAUUCAAAGAAUCUUUUUAGAUUAUAAAAGGAAUACUAAAAAUUUUGAUGAAAUUGUUUCUAAAUCUUCUUUAGGAUUUUUAAGUUUAAAUUCUACUAAUAUUCCAUUUACUGAACAAUUUAAAGAAGUAUUUGAAUCAAUUCUUAUGAAAUUACCUAAUUUAAAAUAUCUUGAUUUUAGUAAUAAUCAAAGAUUAUUUGGUACAUUAUCUAAACAAAAUCAGUUAGAAGGAUCAGAUUCUUUAGAUUCAGAUCAUAAUUCAACUUUAAAUUCAAAUUCAAAUUCAAAUCCAGAUUCUCCUAUUGAUAGUCCAAGUCCAAUUAAAGAUUUAAAAUUAAGUGAAGACGCUAUAGCAAUAUAUUUCACUUCUAAAUUACCAUUAUUUCCUAAACUUAUUCGAUUACAUCUUGAAAAUAAUAAUUUUAGUAGUUCAUCAUUAACUUCUAUUGCUAAAGUUAUACCAUUUUGUAAAAAUUUAGGUUAUUUAUCUUUAUUAGGUAAUGUAAUUGAUCUUUCAUCAGGUCUGGCAUUAAUUAAUGGAUUAAAGAAUUCCAAAACUUUAAUUACAUUAGAUUGUGAUAUUGAUAAUUUCCCAGUAAUAUUUAAAGAAAGAAUUGGUUUAUAUACUAUGAGAAAUAUGGAAAGAUUAUUAUAUGCCAAUAAAAAGAGUGAUAUUUCUUUAAAUAAUAAUAAUUCAAGUACUAAUUCAGAAGGAAGUAAUAAUAAUUCAGAAACAUUAGCUGAACAAUUAAAUCAAAUUUUAAUGGCUAAAGCUCAAUCAGAAAUUGAUUUAAAAUCUCCUGAAAUUUUAAAAUUUAUUGAAAGAGCUCAAAAUAUUCGUCAUGAAUUAAAGGAAACUAUUGAUGAAUUAUUAAAACUUCAAUUAAAGAAUGAAUUAGAUUUAGAUGGUAAAGAAACUUUAAUUAGAUUUAUAUUUAUUGAUUCAUCUAUUGAAAAAGGUUUACAAUUAAUUGAUCCAUCAUUAGUUGAACCAAUUAAAAAUAAUCCUCAAUUCUUUUUAUCAGGAGCUGAAGAUGAAAAGAAAUUAUUCAAAGUUUCUAGUGAAUUUAAUGAUGAUCAACAUACAGUUUCUACUCCUCAAUCUAAUGAUAUUGUUCAUAGUGCAUCACCUUUAGCUAUGUCAAGAUCAACUUCAAGAACUAAUCUUAAUAAUUUAGAUAGACAAGAAGGUUCAGUAUUAAAAUUAAGUAAAUUACAUGAUUUUCAUCAUCCAACUGGUGGACAUUCAUUUGAUGAAAUGUCAGGUGAAGAAAUGAGAAAGAAAUUAAAAUCAAUUGAAUUUGUUGAUUUAGAUAAAAUCAUUGGAUAUUUAGGAAAAUUAAAGGAACAAGGAAUUUCACUUGAACGAGUGUUUAAUCAACAUGGUAAACCAAAUUUUAAAACUAAUACAGAUAGAGAAGAAUUUUUUAGUAUUGAAGAAAUAAAGAAUACCGGAGACAAUCUUAACGAAGCAUACGAUAAAGUUUUAAGUGGCAUUGCUGCUUACAAAGAGUAAAAGAAAAGCUCUACCCCACCCCCAUAUAUUAUUUAGUUCAUAUACAUUUUUAGAGUUUUAAUUCAUUUUACAUAAUUUAUAUUUUGUAUUUUGUAUUUUGUAUUUUGUAUUUUGUAUUAUGUA
Molecule: messenger RNA, 3933 nt
Organism: Scheffersomyces amazonensis
Lineage: Eukaryota; Fungi; Ascomycota; Pichiomycetes; Serinales; Debaryomycetaceae
Gene: MHP1
Product: Mhp1p
Exons: 3
Coding region: 1-3810 (1269 amino acids)
Source: RefSeq, a predicted model, not a curated record